This is a messenger RNA of Paramecium pentaurelia, 1094 nucleotides long. Lineage: Eukaryota; Ciliophora; Oligohymenophorea; Peniculida; Parameciidae. The record is from the annotation of a GenBank genome assembly.
AUGAGUGUUUUUAAUAUAGCACUUUUUGGAAUAAUUGGGGCUAUUCUUUUAUAUUAUUUAUAUGUAAGUUCACAAAGCAUUUCAAUUCCUUUUGAAUUAUAAUAAAUUCAAGAAAAGGAAUUAGAGGCUAGACAAAAAGAGAGUGGAAAUAAAAACUAUUAAAUUCCUAAUUUCUUUUUUGUCACUCCUUGGUAAUUUAUUAUAGUAAAAAUAGGAAUAAGGAAGGAUAUAGGCUUACUAUAAAAUAUGCAUAGAAAAUAGACAUGGUUAGUCCUGCAUGGUUUAGUGUUAGAUAUAAUAAUGUUAUUGAUGGGAAGUAAGUUGUAAAUGAAUAAUGGAUGUAAGAAAUAGUUAAAGCCAAUCCUUCUAUAGCUAUAAUUCCUAGAGUGUAAAUAGAAUUAUAGGAAAGCUCAUUUAUUUAAUAAAUCAAUAAUCCAUAAUUAUUGGAAACAAUCAUUAAUUUAGUAUAAUAAUAUUAAGAUAAAUUUCAUGGUAUUAUGAUAGACACACCCUAUUUAUCAUAUAUUGAUGCUUUUGAUGCAUAAGAUAUAGUUAAAUUCCUUUAAAAAUUAAAAGCGAAACUUAAUAAUAAAAUGUUAGUGUUAACAUUAUAUGGUAUCUACAAUCCUUAACAAUACAAGCAUUCUACUCUAAGAAAAUUAUUCAAAAUAGCAGAUUAUACAUUAAUACAAACAUAUGAUUAUUAGAUCUAAGAUGAAGAUGAUUAAUUAUUAUCACCUUAUUAGUGGGUUUAAGAUAAUUUAGAACACUUUAUGACUUACAAAGAAAAAUUGUUGUUUGUAAUUAUUAAAUAAUUAUAUUUAUAGGGAAUUCCUUUUUAUGGAUUCAAAAAAACUGAGCAUGAUAAAACUCAUUUUAUAGGUAAUGAACUUCUUAAAUUGAAUGCAUCCAAUUUCAUUACAGAAUGGGAUAGAUCAUCUUCUGAAUGUAGAUACAAAAAUGAACUCGUAUCUAUUUCAUAUCCUUGUCCUGAUUUUCUAGUUUACAGGCUAGAAAUAAUCAAAGAAUUUGGUAGAGGUUAUUUUGUUUGGGAAGGAGGAUAAGGUAUUGAACUAUUUUAUCAACUUUUAUGA